ACAGAGCAUUCUUUACUUGAAUUUCAACUCCAGCAUUAUCCAAAUUAUUGUGCUGUUGGAUGGGCUUUGGUUGCAUGAUUUCUGGCACAUGUUAGCAGCACAAACUUUAUACAGAUAACUUUGUCCCACAUUUGAUCUUGCACUUGUGUCUAAUUUUGGAGCUCUUGAAUUUUCGCUGCGGUAUUGUAUACAUUCCCCCUUGAUCAUAUUAGACUGUUUGUGAACAUGGACCAUUCACCUCGGAAGGCUCGUUUCUUCAUUAUAAUGUUAAAUUUAUCUGCCAGAUCCAGAUGUACGACGAGGAGGUUGAAGAUUACGUUGACUUGGAUAUGCACAGCAACAUCCUAAACAAGGCCAAAAUAAGACUGGCACGGAGGAUAGCCCCUCAAAUGGAUCGUGCAGGCCCUGCGUUUGCUGUUCGAGGUGGAGGCAACACGGAAAUGACUCAGUCUAGGUACCCUUCUAGACAGUUGUACCGCGUAGCUGCCGAGAGGCUUGUCAGUGCAUACCCACACCUUGCUGACAGAGUUGGCAGCGGAAAUGGCCUGGACUCGUGGGUCAUGGCAUUGAGAAACAAAUUCAAGAACAUGCGUAAGAAGGCGGAGAAUUGCUCUGAAGAAAUGUUGGCAAAAAAAAGGCACUUCCUGGUCAAGCGGAAACAACAGAUGGCUUCUGGUGAAGCUACAAACAAGAAGUUAUGCCGCCUUUUUGAUUGCAGUCAUCUUGUAGCAUAUGGAGAAACUGCCGAGUCAUUGAGGCUGCACAACGAAUGGCUUCAAGACAAUGCUGGCUGCCAAGAUGAAGAGGCAGUAAGGCCGAGGCUGCUUGCAACAGCAAAAGACAGGCAUGAACAACUUCGCAGCCUUACGCUGUCAGAUGCUCUGUUGCUGUUCCCCUUUCUGGCAACUGAGGCAUCGCUUCUUGUGGAGUUUGACCUACUUUUCCAAAGAAACGUGAUGGAGGCAAUGGAGAAUGGCUGCAAGCAGCUUGGUUACACUAUUCUGAGCUUCGGAGAAGCAGAAGAGGUUGUGGCAUUUUCCGAAGUGGGAUCCGAGGAUGCUGUUCUGGCAGCUCUGCAGUUUGUAGCAAAGCGCUGCAAGGAGCCCAUAGAUAGCAUCAUUACGCAGGAAGAAGCCCCGCUGACCCCGUGUCUGGUGCAGGAUGAAGGAUUUGCACUGCACAUCGACAAGCAACUAGUGUUUCAAGUCUCCUCGCUGCUUUCGGGAGUAGCCUGCCUCUUUGCAUCCUUUUGGGUGUUUCAUGUGGAAUACCCACGAAAGGCGCACAAAAUGUUAACAUUCAUAGAACAUGCAUUUCUGAACUUAACGCACACAAAGCCGCGCGUCAAAGCUCUUCAACUAAUCAAUUUUUUCAGAGGCCAUGCAGACUCCCUGGAAGAGCCAUAGGCUACUAACCAGUGGCCACACUCAAGGCCUAAAAAACUUCUUUGCAGCCGAUUCUUGUGUAGAGUUUCACAGCCCAAAUGAUGCUUUGGUCCAAGGGCUGGGCAAUCUGAUGUGUUAGGAAGCAGAAAUGCCAACUUCGCAGCUGCAAAGUUAUCCAGUGCGAUGUGCGCCGAUGCAUUUAGGAUAACUGCAAUUCUGUUCUUCGCUGCAACAUAGUGGUCAGUGAGGCACAUGUACUCCUCGGAAAGCUUUGCAGUCCAUGCUUUUGUAUUGCUGCAGUAGACAACUCUAGACGGCAGUUGGGUGCUUUUGAAACAUCUUGGCAUGGCUGACUUCCCAAUCACAAGAAAUGGUUCACUUCGAAUGCAGCUGAAAUCCUGUCAUUGGCAUUCUUACCGCCAGUGCAUGUCUCGUCAUUGAAUGCAGGCAUUCUGUCUAGUAGCAGCUUGAAGAGCGCAGACUCAUUCGUGUUAAAGAUAUUGUUGGGUGCGCAGUCUAUCAAGAUGUGCCUCGGCUGACCAUUUUGCCAUGUUUCUGCAUCCUCUGUGUUGCCAGCGGCAUCUUCUCCUGAAGUGGUCAUGUUUAUGCCGUACCUCACUUUAAAUUUCGCCAGCCAGCUGUUGCUGCAUAUGAAGUUGUGGUUCAGCUGCGAAGCGAAAACCGGGGCCUUCUCGGCAAGUAGGGGUUGCAAUAAAGACAGUGGAUGUUAAACUGCCUCAAUACUGUAAUACUUCAAUCAUAAUGUGGUAGUCAAGCUUAAGUGUUAAGUUAUUGCUUGUGUUUUGUAAUAUUGUUGCCUUGCACACAAUGGUUUUCCUAGUUCUUUUUGUGCUGUUUGCCACAGUUUAGUUUAAAAAUAUGUGCCGGCUUUUUUCUGCAAUGUGCAUUUGUUCAAGAUACAGUGGCCAGCGCAUCAAAGUGACUAGUAGUGCACAGCUCAUGUGUUUUAUGUUGUAAAGGUGCUCAGCUUGAUACACAAAAGCAACAGUAGCAGAUAUGCUGUGAGCUAAUUUUAACGUACUGGCUCCUAUGUUAUGCACCAUUCAAAUUUGAUUCAGUAUGAACAGGCUUCAAGAAUGUUUGGUCAAAUGGCCUAGUGAAACCUUUUUUUUAUAUAUGACUUUAGGAGUUUUAAAAAGUGCCUUUAAUUUUUAUUAUUUAUUUAGGUAGAUAAAUGUUUGUAAUGAGCACAGGUGUGCAAGA
Messenger RNA from Dermacentor andersoni, 2609 nucleotides. Lineage: Eukaryota; Metazoa; Arthropoda; Arachnida; Ixodida; Ixodidae. The record is from RefSeq and is a predicted model, not a curated record.